Manis pentadactyla (Chinese pangolin) is the source of this 2144-nucleotide messenger RNA. Its product is annotated as histone H2B type 2-E. Gene Ontology annotation, cellular component: nucleosome. Lineage: Eukaryota; Metazoa; Chordata; Mammalia; Pholidota; Manidae. The transcript has a single exon. The coding region runs from base 44 to 424 and encodes 126 amino acids. The record is from RefSeq and is a predicted model, not a curated record. Gene Ontology annotation, molecular function: DNA binding; protein heterodimerization activity; structural constituent of chromatin.
UUCUUUAGCUUCUUUCCUUUGCUAGUCUGUGUGGUGUUCGAGAAUGCCAGAACCUGCGAAGUCUGCUCCCGCGCCCAAAAAGGGUUCGAAGAAAGCGGUCACCAAAGCCCAGAAGAAGGACGGCAAGAAGCGUAAGCGCAGCCGCAAGGAGAGCUACUCCAUCUACGUGUACAAGGUGCUGAAGCAAGUGCACCCGGACACCGGCAUUUCGUCUAAGGCCAUGGGCAUCAUGAACUCAUUCGUCAACGACAUCUUCGAGCGUAUCGCGGGCGAGGCGUCCCGCCUGGCGCAUUACAACAAGCGCUCCACCAUCACGUCCCGGGAGAUCCAGACGGCCGUGCGCCUGCUGCUGCCUGGCGAGCUGGCCAAGCAUGCCGUGUCCGAGGGCACCAAGGCGGUCACCAAGUACACCAGCUCCAAGUGAGUCCUCGCUGGGACAUGGCGCCCGCACGACUCGCCGGCCGCUUGACUCUAAAGGCUCUUUUCAGAGCCACCCACCUCGUCACCAGAAAAGAGCUUUUCACUUUUCCCUUUCAGUUACCACACAGUAAGUUAUUCUCCUUGGUUGAAGGUUACGAUAAACAGCACAAGUAAUUAAAAGCAGCUCUGCCGAGGUUCCUCGCGCGUGACAGGCUUUGAUUUUGAAUGUAGGGCGCGUCUUAACGUCCUCCUGUGUUGCUGAACAUUUCUACGAAUCGGUCCGAAUUAGGAUAUUGAGAAACUGUUCUCCCGCUGUCAACAGACUAUUGUCCUGUUGUGACUUGGGUAUGUUUUAUCGACGUUCUGUAACGAGUGGUUUCCGGCCAUCAUUUAAGUGAAGAAUUCCAGGACACAAGCCCGGGUUCCAGAACACUGCGUCAAAGCCUUGAGGAAUUUCCCAGUUUGGUAGCUGCUGGGGUGCCGGGUCACCAGUUCUGCUCUGCGAUGUGGUUUCAUGUGGACACCAGCUUUUCUGGGCAUUUCAGGCGGAGCCAGCGCUGCCAUGUCCCAGGCUUUCCCUGAUUGAGCGAUAUGAAUAUUCAAAAUCUCGCGCCACUCAGGAAUUCGUAAAUUCUGGCUUCCGCCGCUCACUUCGAGGCUUUGAAAUCUAAUACUAUUUCUCGGUUUGUGGAUCAUUUUUGCAUAUAAUUUUGUAAAGCUCCGACCGCUGGUCUCUGCAAGCCGCUGGUCGUUUAGGUCUGGGCUUAAAAAUCACCUGAGAUCUUUCCAAGUCAUCCACUCAGGAAUUUUUGCCUCUCGUGUCCACCUGUCUUUGUCCCUCACUGUUUUAUCUUCCUCCUAGCAGCUAUUGAAAAUUGGUUUAUUUUCUGGUUUGUGGUCUUUGCCCUCAAGCCCUUAACAAUUUGCCAGUCUCCUUUUCCUCAAUAUCAGCGCCAAUCAGUGCCUGGCACACAGUGGACACUUAAGUACUUUUUAAUAUUUGUUGAAUUACUUUUCUUAUCCUACCCCUUUUUUAAUCGCUUCCGUGGAUGGAUGCGUGUGGCUCAUUUCCAUUAGAUGUAUGUGAAGACAUGAAAAAGGAAAUGUUUCUGGAGCUCCUUCCACAAGUCUGUCCAUGGUCACCUCAGGGCAAUGGCUGGGAGGAGCCCUUGCUAAGAUCUUUUUGUGACAAAGAGGAGGUGGCAGUGGUAGAGCCUCCCUUUACUCUUGGUUUAGCGUAACUUACCUCUUGGAUUUUCAUUAAACUCAGACCAUUGGUCACUGGGAAGGUCUUUUUCCUUUUUUUUUAUUAUAGCGCUCCCCCAACCCCCGCCACCACCUCCACCACGCAAUCCUGUUCUCGACCGACAUAACCUUUUAAUUUAUACUCACCAUCUUGUUUGCUUUACAGAAGACCCUGUGAAAUAGACUGUAAAAUAGGCGAGGUUAAUACCCUUUCACAAACGAGAUUGAGAUGUCAAGUGAUUGGUCCACAGGUCAUGCAGCUAAUAUUGUCUACCUUUGUAUCCUCAGAUGCCAGGACAAUUGUAUUUUAGUUUUAUUUUGUAUAAUUACAGAAUGUUAAAUAUUUUCAUCCAAUUCUUGAUUUUGUUAUUCAACUGUGCUUGGCUAAUGGGUCCUGGAGUUGAUUGCAGCGUUUGAGGAAUCCAAAUGAACUCCAGGCAUUAUUGUAGACUGAAUAAAUCUUAAGUUUCCUUCUUACA